AUGAAAUUCCAUGGUCCGACUGGGGUUGCGGUGGUCUACCUCUCCGUCUUCAUCGACAUGUUCGGCGGACUGAUGGCGGUCCCUGUCAUGCCUUUCAUCAUCAAAGAGAACCUUGGCUGCCUCGGCGCCAAGGACACUUCCGAUGCCUCUGCGCGGGAUUUGUUUCCGCCGCCCUCGCCUGCCGCGUGCAUCCCUUCCGCUGAGGAGGACGGCAUCGAGACGCGCGACGUCGGGCCGGAGGAAGAUAGCUGCGGGGACGAUGCCCCCAGAGUAUUGGCCGCCGCUUCUGCGCUGUACCAGUUUGCUUCCAUCUUCUCGACACCGGCGAUGACAAAGCUGAGCGACAAGUAUGGACGGCGGCCCUUCUUUAUGGUCGGCUUCCUAGGCUCCUGCCUCGGCUUUUUUGUCAUCGGCUUCUCUGGCUCCAACACCGGCCUGCUCGCCGGCCGCUUCAUCGGAGGGCUCUUCUCCGCCUCCCCGCCUCUCGCGCAAGCCUACAUCUCCGACGCCUUCCCGCCUGACAAGUCGCCUCUCUACCGCGCGCGGCUCGGCUCCGCGGCUCUCAUCUUUGGGCCCGGUUUUGGCGGCGGCCUCUCGCAGUUUGGCAACGCGUUCCCCUUCUACGUUGCGUCCGGCUUGGCCAUGUGUGGCUUCCUGCUCGGUCUCUUCUACCUGGACGAGCCUCCAAGAAGCGAAAAGAAGACCGACGACAAGGGCCCCGCCGACGGCGGGCGCGCCACCUCGGAGCUGGCGCAGGCCAAGGCGCCCAUCAUCCGCUGGCUCUUCGCGGCGGGCUUCCUCGUCAAUUUCGGGUUCCGCGUCUUCAUGAUGAUGUUUGGUCUGUGGCUCUUCGACAAGGCGCGCGCCCCAGACCCGACCAUAGGAGCGGCUCAGCUCUGGAGGCAGUUUGGAUGGGGCGCGGGCGAGUUUGGAUUUAUCACCUCAGUCACCGGCUCAAUUGGCAUCUUUGCCAACCUCGCGCUUUUCGCCAAGCUGGCACAAAAGUACGGCAAGCACCAGGUGGCAAUCCUGGGCGCGACGAUGGCGAGCGCGGGCUGGGCGAUCUGCCUCCUCUCCCGCACAUCGGGCCCAUGCGAUGGCAGGUUCACGCUCGACGGCGGUAUGGUCUUUAUCAUGGGCAUGUCAAUCGGACAUGCGAUCGGCUUCACCUUUUACAACACGGGCUUUACGACGCUGCUCUCACUUUACGCGGACAAGAACUCACAGGGAGCGGUGCAGGGAACGUCUUCCUCCAUCCAGGCGAUCGCCGGCUUCAUGGGCCCAAUCGUCGGAGCCUGGCUGUACACGCAGUGGAAGUGGGAGCUACUGCCCAUCUUCCCCUCCUGCGGCGAGCUAGCUUUGCCGGGCGCCGCAGUCGACGAGCCGGCCGGGGCAGCCCUCGCUGAGCCCGAGGAGGACGAGAAGACCGUCUCGCAGAAGGGUCUCGCGCCACUGCCACUGACGGCGAGCGAGCGCGAGGAGCUCGAGGCGCUCCGAAAGAGGGUCAAGGAGCUGGAGCGGGUGCUGGGCGGCGUGGCGGACGACCUGAUGCUCUCGCCCGAGCAGAUUCAGGCGCUCGACCUGAGUCAGUGCCGCCACAGCCGCCGCGUCGCGCAGGACCCGAGGCUGACGUUGCACUGA
Messenger RNA from Emiliania huxleyi CCMP1516, 1641 nucleotides. RefSeq lists its product as hypothetical. The record is from RefSeq and is a predicted model, not a curated record. Gene Ontology annotation, biological process: transmembrane transport. The transcript has 9 exons. Gene Ontology annotation, molecular function: transmembrane transporter activity. NCBI's taxonomy places the organism in Eukaryota, Haptophyta, Isochrysidales, Noelaerhabdaceae. Bases 1 to 1641 code for a protein of 546 amino acids.